This is a messenger RNA of Manacus vitellinus (golden-collared manakin), 4500 nucleotides long. It is a transcript of the gene ING3, whose product is annotated as inhibitor of growth family member 3. Gene Ontology annotation, biological process: regulation of DNA-templated transcription. Bases 2514 to 3662 code for a protein of 382 amino acids. Gene Ontology annotation, cellular component: NuA4 histone acetyltransferase complex. The record is from RefSeq and is a predicted model, not a curated record. The transcript has 11 exons. Lineage: Eukaryota; Metazoa; Chordata; Aves; Passeriformes; Pipridae.
GAAUAAGUUCACAAGUUUUACUUUUGUUCCAUAGAGAGGCAAAGAAGCUAGUAGGGUUUUUUUUAAGUGUGUUUCAGAAUUGAGCCAGCUAGCAUUGCCAAGGUUGCAGGAGUGUCAUUUCCUCUUCUUUAACUGGAAAUUACAAAUAACACUCCAUAUUGUAUUGCUGGAAAUAGCAAAUGACACUGAAUACUGUAUAUUAGGACCAACCUUGGGCACACAGAAAAAUUCUCUCAGACCUUGUUACUUCUGUUAUUUUUACACAGUGAGUGACAGAGCAUCCAAAGACAUUUACAAAAUUUCUGGAGUAGCAUCUCUAACAUUAGUUGCCAAACUGCCCGGAGGUUGUUCUCAUGCUGUGAUACAGUGACUUGCUGUGAAGAUUCAGGGUCUUGAAAGUACUUGAAAACAGUAGUUUGAUGAGUGAUGCUGUCCCAGAAAUCCACAUGAGUUGUAAUUCAGAGACACCUGUGCUGCUCUGUUUUAGAGUCAGUGUUGAUUUUAUGUUCUGUCCUGUUUAGACCACUUGGACUCCUAAUGGGGCAGGUGCUGCUGUUGUUGGAAGAAAUAACGAACCAGAUGUACCUUCUGUAUGUUCUGAUAAGACUGCUGUGGGAAAAGCAAAGGUCAUCGGAGUUGUGACUUGACUCUUGAGCUUUAACUGAGCUCUACAUGAAGCAUAAAAUAUGUUUCUCUGUUUAAGGUCAAGUCAUGGAUUAUCAGGCCUUUAUGGUAAAACAUAAAACUCUGGAAAAAAGCCUCUCUUCUAAUAGAUUUCCUGGUAACUCCCCUGAGAAAUCUGAUGUAAGAAAUUAGUAUCUCAGAAUAUAGUAUCACAGUUGGAUUAAAAAGGUUGGGAGGAAGAAAAGGUGGAUGAACUUGAGUGUACCAGAGAGAACUUUUCAUAUAAUUUGGUAGAUCUCACCUUCACUUCCCUUUGCCGUUUCUGCCCUUUUAGGAGAAACCAAAUUUCUGUGGAAGUUUUCCCUUGUGCAGUUUCACACAGACUGAUAACGUGUCCUCAAUAAAAAGUGAAGAGGAAAGAUUUUUUUUGUCAUUUCUUGUCUAUGGAGCUCUUAGAAUAAUUAUCACCUAAGGUGUAUGGGCGCUGGGAUAGAAGGUAGAACACUUAGUUUGUUGGCUUUGUGGACCGAAUUGUUGUCAUUUGGUCAGAAGUCAUUUUAGAAGCCUCCACAUAAAGUGUGUGCUUCUUGAUUGCUUUUCAGGCUUCUUAACUUUCUCCCUGGAUAACAUGGUGCAAGUGGAAAAUGCUCAUUGUACAGAUUCUCCCAUCUUUAGCCUGUGAUACACCAAAACUGAAUGCUUUGUUUGUCUGUGUCUAAACAAAGUUGAUGUGAGCCUGUGUCACAACUGUUAUGGCUUGGGAUUAAUGGUGAGAGUUGUUAGGUUCCUGUUGGGUUUUGUGCUGGAUGUUCCCAGCAUAGGGAAAAUUGAUGAAUGUUUUUGAUCAUUUAGUAUGAACGAUUUUUGGUUAUUUACAUAAAUAGUUUUAGCUGUGAAUUUUCAUAGGGUGAAAAGACCUUUGGCCUCUGUUGGGUUUUAAGAGUUAGUCAUACUGUCAUUCAUGAGCUUCUUGAACUAGAUAAUUCACUUCCAUUUUUUUUUUUUUUGGCAAGAGAUGAUGCCCAUCAUGUAAUUCAGUUUUGAUGGUGGUUUCUGGAAAGUUUUUUAGCUGUUUUACAUCCAGAACCUGAAGUCUAGGUAGUUUGUGGGUUGUCACAUUUAAUUUGAAACUGCUGUCUGGGCAGCGUUGCUUAGAGUGCUGUGAAAAAAAAUCAGUAUUGUCAUCUACCCUGACACUAGCAAGGCUGUCAAAGCAGGUUUGACUGAGGCAGCUGUACGUUUUUGGAAAUAUGCAAGCUGUUGUGUGCACAACUGUUGAAGUAGUAAACUCAGUGGGAGAAACAUGAAGGGAAAGGGAAGGGAAUCCCUGUUACUGUCUAGAUAAACAACAAAAAAAACCCCUUGUAGUUAACAUUUUCCUUUCUAGAGAUAGUUAAUGUUAGAAAAUUGGUGGUUUUAUUUUUUCCCCUUAUGAUAUUUCUAAACUUCAUGUAAGUGAGAAUCCUGUCCAGAUAGUAUUUCAUCAGUGAUCUACCCCUGUGGGGAUGGGGGAAUAACUUGUGCUUUGCCCUUACCCUUCCUAGCAUACAAUGGAGAGGGCCUUGAUUUAAAGGCAGUGACUUUACUCUUCAGUUGCUCUACCUUUUUGAGGCACUAAUUUUUUUCAAUUAUUUGGUUUUGUAUUUGACUGUUUCUCUUAGGAGAAUAUUUUGUUUCCUGCUCAGUUUGUAACUGGCUAGAAUGUUCCAAAGUCAGCAAUCUAGAGCCCUGGGUGAGGAGUUUGGGUCGUGCUUUAAGUCACUACCACUGCUCUUAGGGACAAAAAACCUUUAGAACUUGGAGUCCUGCCUGUCCCAUGCUGGAGAGCACAAGAACCUUGAUGAGAAUCCUACCAGAAUGCAAUUCUGCUUCUUGGAAAUGAAGAUGCAAUGGAUCAGCUUGAGCAGAGGGUAAAUGAAUUUUUUAUGAACGCAAAGAAAAACAAACCUGAAUGGAGAGAAGAACAAAUGACAUCAAUCAAAAAAGAUUAUUAUAAGGCUUUGGAAGAUGCAGAUGAAAAAGUGCAACUGGCUAAUCAAAUAUAUGAUCUGGUGGACCGUCAUUUGAGAAAAUUGGACCAGGAACUCGCUAAAUUUAAAAUGGAACUUGAAGCAGAUAAUGCUGGAAUCACAGAAAUAUUAGAGAGACGAUCUCUGGAGCUGGAUACACCAUCACAGCCUGUGAAUAACCAUCACGCCCAUUCUCAUACUCCAGUAGAGAAAAGGAAACACAAUCCAUCUUCUCACCACAGUACAACAGAUCAUGUUCCUGAAAAGAAGUUUAAAUCUGAAGCUCUUCUAUCUACCCUGACUUCAGAUGCUUCUAAAGAAAACACACCAGGGUGUCGAAACAGUAAUUCAUCAUCCUCUUCAAACAAUGCAUACAAUACAAACUCUUCUCAACCAUUGGCAUCAUAUAACCUGGGCUCAUUAUCUUCAGGAUCCGGGGCCGGUGCAAUUACCAUGGCAGCAGCUCAAGCAGUGCAAGCCACGGCACAGAUGAAGGAGGGAAGACGAACAUCCAGUCUAAAAGCCAGCUAUGAAGCAUUUAAAAACAAUGAUUUUCAGCUUGGAAGAGAAUUUUCAUUGUCCAGGGAUUCAGCUGGAUAUUCGUCAUCAGCUCUGGCAUCUACGUUAACACAGACAUUAAGUUCAUCAACCACAGAUUCACGAAGUGGCAGAAAAAGCAAAAACAACAACAAAUCCUCAAGUCAGCAGUCCUCGUCAUCAUCUUCUUCUUCCUCUCUAUCAUCAUGUUCUUCUUCAUCUGCACUAGCACAAGAACUGUCUCAGCAAACAGCAGUAAUACCAGAGUCUGAUUCUAAUAGCCAGGUUGACUGGACCUAUGAUCCAAAUGAGCCACGUUACUGCAUUUGUAAUCAGGUGUCCUAUGGUGAAAUGGUAGGCUGUGAUAACCAAGAUUGUCCUAUUGAGUGGUUCCACUAUGGAUGUGUUGGACUGACAGAAGCACCAAAAGGGAAAUGGUACUGUCCACAGUGUACAGCUGCAAUGAAGAGAAGAGGCAGUAGACAUAAAUAAGCUUUUUCAUCUGGAAAACAAAUUGUGUACUAAAGGUUUUAUAGAGGUCUUAGGAGCAGAGGGGGAACUCUCAGAACACCUCCUUGCAACCACUGAAGAGUUAACAUGGCAGUCAUAGAAUGGUUGGGACUCAAUGGAAAGGACCGUAAAGAUCACCUAGUUCCAGCCCCCAGUCGUAAGAUCAUGAAUAUUGGUUUUGCUAGUUGUGUUUUAACAUUCUAAGUAAAUUAUUUACGCACCUUGAUGUGCUACAGAUAAUAUUCCAGUGAGCCUUGGAUUAUUCCAGUGGCCAACAUAUGCAGAGAUUUGUACUAUCAAACCAUUUUCUCUAAGCACUGGGCAUUCUACAAUUAUUUAAUCUUCAAAGAAUUCCGAUAAGUCAAGGUUUUAAAUGUAUGUUUUAUAUACAAGAGAUAUAUUCUGCUGCAUGUACUGUACUCAAGAGCUGUUACGUAACACUAUGUAUAUAAAUGGUGCAAAAAGUCAGUGCUUCUGAAAAGAAAAAAAGAGACAAUGUUUUUAAAAUGCCUUUAUAGCUUUGGUUCUUUAUGAAACUUAAUUCAGCAGGCUGAAGAAAAUGGUUCUUGUAUACAGCGGGCUGUUGUCCUUUAGGGUACUCAAGUAUGUAAAAACAAAAAAAAAUGCUGUAGAAUAAAACAAACUUGUGCCAUUAGUCUUUAUAUGUUUCUGCUCCAGAGAAGGUGGGGGCCAUAAGAGGAAAAAAAGGUGUUAAAGUGACAAUAAAUUUUUAUACCAAAUGUGUUUAUUUUUUUGUGCAAGUAAUCCUUUAAAUUUGAAUUGUAUUAGGUGUAAAAUAAAACAACCUCAACUCCUCAAA